AUGGACGACGUCGUGGAGGCGCGAGCUCUUAUCAAUGACAUUCGCCGCCGCAAGCAUGUCGACGAUCCUGGCGACGUCGAUGACAAUGCCAAGGACCUGACGAACGCGCUUAGAAUCCUGUCCGAGGAGCUCUAUAGCAAGCCCACGCACUUUAUCCUGGAACUUAUACAGAACGCUGAUGAUAACAAUUACCCGGAAGAUGUCCGCCCAAAACUGACGUUGCUCUACCGCGAGGAUGGAUACCUAUGGAUCGGCUGCAACGAGAUAGGUUUUACCGCUGCUAACGUCCGUGCCCUCUGCGGCAUAGGCGACAGUACCAAGAAAGUCGAGAACUCCCAGAAGGGCUAUAUCGGCGAGAAGGGCAUUGGCUUCAAAAGUGCUUUCAAGGUAGCCGCAGAGAUCUGGGUGAAGUCCGGCGCGAUUAGCUUCAAAUUUGACAAGCAUAAGCCUCUUGGCAUGAUCGCGCCGAUGUGGACGGAUUUCUUCGAGAACGCGCACAUCAAGGAGCGGACAAUGUUUUGCUUCCACAUCCUUCCGGAGCACCAGGGUACAGUCCAGGAGAACCUGCUUGAGUUGAAGCCCGAGCUUCUGUUGUUCUUGCGGAAGCUCCAUGUGCUUCAGGUUAAGAUCCAGAAGACGUCGGCAGAUGUGAAACACAGCUUUAGCUUGAGCAAGGUCGAGGGCGAGACAGCAGGCAUCAGGUCGAUCACCUUACGCCACCAGAUGUUCCGCCCAAGAAACCAGACAUAUACCGAAGCAUUCCUGGUGUUCGAUCAGAUGAUCGAAAACAUGCCCACCGAGAAGAAACGUCCUAAUGUGAUGAAGUCCCAAAUAGUACUGGCAUUUCCCGUCAAUGACCAGAAUCAGCCUGCUAUGCGGAGCAGAUUGACCUUCAACUUCCUACCCGUGCGAUCGUACGGCCUUCCAUUCGUCCUCCAGGCAGACUUCAUGCUUAGUGCCAGCCGGGAGGAGAUAUUGCUCGGUAAUCGAUGGAACGCUGUCCUGGUUGCCGCGACCAUCGAUGUCUUCGUGGCUUGUGUUGAGAGGUUCAACUCUACAAACACUUUGCGGUACACUUGGCCGCGGUUCACGAAGCCACUGGGCGUCCCAUACGGGAGUAUCUUCAAUUCGUACUUUAAGGAACUGUGGCGACGCCUCAUGCAAGAGCCAGUUCUGGAGGCUCAGGACGGCACAUUCGCGAAGCCAGCGUUGUUACAGUCAGUACCACUGGAGUUUACCGACGGUGGCAAUCCGCCCAGCCCACUUAUCUACCCUGAUCAUGGUCCUGUGGCCUACCUCUCCACAGCAUACGAUGUGUCGGAUCUUACCGAGCUGUCGGUCGUACAGCAGACACCAGAUACAUUCAGCAAAUUGAUCACAGAGUAUGCCUCUACCGAACCCGAACUGUUUCGCGCUCAGCCGACGCCGUGGCAUUCAAGACUUGCAGAUGCUAUCCUGCGCUCGGGAACGCAGCGUUUUCGCAGCGUCGCCAUCAUUCCAAUGCGAGACGGUGAGUGGCUCUCCAGCAAAGACGAGCCCUUCUACUUCGCGGACUUUGGCCGAAGUGUUGCCGUACCAAAAGGCAUCAACGUGCCGUUAAUCGAUGAAGCUGCGGCCGAGGACGAGGUUCGUAGACAGUUGUUCUCGUCUUUUGGUGCUCGGAUGAUUGGCGUUGCUCAAAUAUAUGAGCUCAUCCUUCGACACCAUAGCGAUUGCAACGGGUACUCGACUCGCUGGACUGCGGAAGAGGCUGUUACCCACGCAAAAUUCCUCUACUCUGCGCCGAGUAAGCCACGCCACAGCGACCUAACUAUGCUGAGACUGGCUGCUCAAGGCACGAAGCAGCUUCGGUUGGCCUCAGAACUGUACAUGGACAUACCUGGAAGCGCUUUCCGGAUCGGCGAGCUGUUUGGCGUUCGCCGCAACGACGUACAGCUUCUCCAUCCUGCUUACUUCCCCGAGAAAGCACCCCAAGGCUGGCUUCGGUGGCUUGAGCACGACCUUGGAGUCAGAACACUGCCUAGAGCCACGUCGUCAAAUACCAUCACAACCGAAUUUCGCUGGCUUGUGGAGAACAAAGCUUCGGCGACCUGGCUUACAUUGCUUAGGGAUUAUUGGGAUCACUACACCCAUCAGCUGGCUUUCUCGGCUAGCAGAACGUUCUUCGCUAAUACCUCUGUCGAAUGCAAAGACGGGAAGCGGAGACCACUUAAAGAGGUGUAUCUCGCAACGACUCACGUCAAGUCCGAACCCUUCGCCGCUGACGUUGUGCCGUUCCUGGCUGUUAAGGAUUCUGACGACCCAAGGUGGACGAAGCUCAGUGUGCUGCAAUUGAGUACGCAGCCGGAUCUUCGAUUGUAUUUGUCAACUCUCGUCACGCUGCCGAAGCGUAAGCCCGACAGCUUCAAGGUUGUGGAUGUGAAGAGACUGUACACAGGGAUCCAGCGGCUGCUUCACCAUGACAGGAUUUCGGUUGUUGAGGCCUUCGCGAAGAACGAGCUCGUCUACGUUGAAACCCACCCAAAGAAAUGGCUGGGCCUAAAGCAAUGCAGGGGUAGAUCGCUUCUAGGCCUGCCACGGCUUGUCGCACUUGCAGACCAUUAUCGCAACCUCACUGGACUGUUCGUGGAAACUCUCGGCGUCAAGGAUGCUGACGCUUCCGAUGUCGUCGACGAACUGUGCUCCCUAAGCGGUGACAUCAAGCAAGCCGGCGCAGUCAAGGAUCUGCUCAGACUUCUCAGCAGCAACUUCGUCAGGCAUGACUCCUUCAAAGCCGACGUCUUGGAUCGUCUGAAAUAUUCCACGGUGAAGGUCAUGCCCGUAGUUAGCGCUCAGCAGUGUGUCGAGAUGCGGUCUGUCAACGACACCACAUGGUUCAUCGCAGAUCGAUCGCAGCUCCGUAAGGUCUUCAGCGGCAGUAUUGCGUUGUUGGAUCUGGACAUGUCCGCCGUGCAUACACAGGAGGUGCUGCUAAAGCAUCUUGGGGUCUCUAAUCGCUACCUUGGUCGACUGGUGACGGAGAAGACUGAGGUCUGCGGCGAGGCAUCGUACCAUCCCGGGCUCACACAACUGUUAAGGGCGAAAGCUUGCUAUAUUGCACCCUUAGCCCAUCAACUCAGGCGCGACGGCGCCUUCAGGAGCUUAUCUACCGCUGAGAUGAGGUGCGCUGAGAGCCUAGUAUUGAGAAGAUCUAUCAAUAUCAACGGCAAGGCCACUUACGCCCGGGACGAUGAGGGCCACACAGUCUUCCGUUACGAGCAAGACCACCUAAUCAUCUACAUCUCCGAGAGGCUUGCUGCAAGCGGCGUCUUCACAUUAUGCGACAAGCUUGUGGAAGAGUUUGAGAUCCCGCACAAGUACACUGUCCUCCUAUCGACGAUACUCGCCAUGCCCAAUGAUGCUUACCUCCGAGAUGAGCUUGAGAAGGAGAAGCUUGCGGUCUAUGAAGUUGCCGUCUCAGGAGCAGACCAAGCUGUUGGACCAGAUAUGACGGACUAUACUGAAGGCUUCCUGCCUUCGCAGCUCACCGGGUUCAGCGAAGUAGUCAAGCGGCAGGCAGUAGAGGACGGUGUCGAGAUCACGGACACCGCCCUGGAUGGCGAGUCAGACCUGCCUCCCGUGCUCACUGAGCAACUAGGCCACUCUAUGCUGCCGGAAUCGUUGAACACGUUGAAGACGGCAAAGAAGACGGCAAAGAAGACGGCUCCAACACCACCGAUUAUGCCGCUUAAAGCGCGCAGCAACGGGACCUCUGCGGACAGGGUCGCAUUGAAAAUAGACAGCCUUGUGGAUGUGAAGAAGCUCAAGCGCGCCGCCAACACGCUCAACAUGCACGACGUUUCCGUAAUCGGGCGUUUGGCGAAAGCUUCUAACGGCAUGGCAGCUGCGCCGCACAAGCCCUUCGACAUAGGGUCUUUGCGUACAACUCUCGACGACGAUUUCGGUCCCACGAAGCACGCCGCAACAGCAGGGAUAGUGAAGAAGGGCGCUCGUGUCCUGCCCAUUGUCAGUAACGCAGCUGCCACCACAGAAGCUGAUGAAUACCAGUUAGCCAUCGGGUCGGCGGGCGAGCUCUUCGUCUUCAACCUGCUGGCCGAACAUUUCGAGGUAAAGAUCGACAGCUGGACAAGUGAUGUACGCAUGCAGCACGGACACCCCGACUUUGAGGACUUCGAAGGCUUCUACUCCGAUUUCACCAUCACCAACGGUACCACCUGCGACCGCAUAGCGUACUGGCUCGGCGAGACAGGGUGCGAAGCUGCGAGUCAGUGGAUGGGCAAGGAUGUCACGUUUCACAUCGAAGUCAAGGCGACCAGUGGCCGGCGCGAAGAGCCGUUUCUGAUCAGCCCAAACCAGUUCAACCAGGCGCGUCAAUGGCACGAAAGCAAUGCUGACGUUUACAUCAUUUUGCGCGUCUACGAUCUCCAGAGUUCGCCACAGGUCUGCGCCUACGUGGAUCCAUAUGCGAUGUGGCAGGCUAAGGAACUCCUGUUCACCGCUCAAGGAGGCUACUAUGUUCGGCCAGCAUGA
Baudoinia panamericana UAMH 10762 is the source of this 4530-nucleotide messenger RNA. RefSeq lists its product as uncharacterized. The coding region runs from base 1 to 4530 and encodes 1509 amino acids. The record is from RefSeq and is a predicted model, not a curated record. The transcript is spliced from 6 exons. NCBI's taxonomy places the organism in Eukaryota, Fungi, Ascomycota, Dothideomycetes, Mycosphaerellales, Teratosphaeriaceae.